Lymnaea stagnalis (great pond snail) is the source of this 5109-nucleotide messenger RNA. Lineage: Eukaryota; Metazoa; Mollusca; Gastropoda; Lymnaeidae. The record is from the annotation of a GenBank genome assembly.
GGACUUACAGUACAAUGUUCUUUGUUAAAUGUUGUAUAUCCUAUCUAUAAGAAUUUCCAGGUAGGAUCAACGUUUUUGUGCCUAAAAUAACGUUAGGUGCCUAGAAUAUGUUUUUUAUACAAGAAAUUAUUAUUUUCAAUCAUAAAAUUAUAUUGAUUUUUAUUUAUUGCUGGAUUUUUUUUCUUUAAUCUUAAUGAUAAACAAUUUUAUUUAAAAAUUGUAAAGAACUAAUGUAUUCCCUGGAAAGCUCUAGACAGCUUUGGUAGAAAACUAUUUAAUUCAAAUCUAAAUAUGUAAUAAAUAAAUAAAUAUAUAUAUAAGAUGAAAAGCCAUUUAAAUGACCUAACUGGCUUACAUACCCAUGGUUUACGAUUAUAAAAUGUGGGCAGUCUGAAACCAUAAAACAUUGGAUACACAUUUACAACAUGUCAACAGCACUUAAACAAUGAGGCCUUCAUGGCUGUUCCGUUGUUAUUGGUUCAUCAAGCCAAACUAUGAAGAAAAACGAAUGAAUAUCAUCGACCGCUUACCUCCCCUUUUUAUGUCAGCCAUGGUUUGAGUGGCGGGCCCUGUCUAAAUAUGUCAACGUUCGAACAACACCGCCAGUUAUAACCUGUCGCUGGCGGACCACCCUCGCCAAUCUCCAAUUAUUGUUCCGACAAACGAAUGUAGCCGCUACGGUGCUGGGGUCAUACUUCUCAAGCUCUGAAGUGUGUCUGAAAAUGUGGAUUACAUACAUGACGUGUGAGUAUAGAACUAUUUAAUAGACGCUUGUCGCGGAGGGAAUGAAAACGCCAAGCAAGUAAAAGUAGGGAUAUUUUAUACAUAAAAUAUGUUUUACUUCACCAAGAACUUAUUAGAAGUGAUUAGAAACACUGAACAUGGAUCGCCCUUACCAAUUGGAAUAGAAUUUAUUUUUUUUUUUUAAUUUAUUUUUAAAUUACAUUUCAGAUAUUGCCGUGACUAUCACAUCAUUCGUGACAGGUAAGUAGUCAAGUCCGAAUUUAGAAGAAGCAUUAGACCUAAAAAAAACAUAAAUGUUAUUUUAAUAAAUAAAAUGGUUACUUAUAAUAAUCAACUUCAACAGAACAAUAAUUGAAAUUAUUAUUUUUUUUUAAAAUAAUUUUUAAAAGAACAUAAUAUAGAUGAUGGUUAAAGAUUUAAUAUAUCAAUAUCAAAUAAUUAUAGCAAUUGUGGCAUUUAGACACUAAAUUAAGUUUACAAUUUUAUCAUAGUAUAAUUAGCAUCUUUUUGUAUUAAAUAAUAAAUGUCAAAUUCAUCCAUUGCCAAUAUGUUUGCACAAAAGAAAGUGAUUAACAAUUAACUAUUUAGUUUUUGAAAAACAUCAAAUAAAUCUUCGGUAAGCUAUUUAAAAGUGUUGCCGUUAUGUAAAGCUUAUCCCAGUUAGAUUAAAUGUUCUCAUUUUUUGUUCAAUACAAAAAAAAUUAUUUUCAAUGUUAAGUUGCAAGUUCAAUUUAAAUUAUACAAAUAUAACCAUCGCCAUAUGCCUUUAUAUCCAAUAAAAACUAAAGUAACCUUGACCAUUCCACCCUCCAAAUUUUUAAUUAAAAUGGUAAUUGAUUGUUCUAUUUCACAUCAAUAAUUAUUGAAAAUUCAAACCCAUCAUCUGAAAAGAUCAAAACUGCCCACUGCCUUUCCUUCUCAUCUCACAGCCGCAUUCGACUGCCCUUCGUUGUUCAACUUCUACCCUGAUGUCCACGACUGCUCGAAGUUUUACCGCUGUAUCUGGGGCAAGGGCGCCAGCUUCAACUGCCCGAGUGGAACCUUGUGGUCGCAGGAUCUUCUCACGUGUAACCAUGCUAAAGAAGUCAAAUGUGACAAGUCUCCCGUCCCUCCAGAAAUGAAACUUUUCGAGGCACCGGAUUUUUCCGUAGACCUCGCUUCCAAGAAAUCCAAAUUUGACAGCUCCGUAGGCGAGAAAUUUGAGAAAUCUGAUAGCUACGAAGAUGAUGAAAAUGAAGCUGGGGCCGAAAAAGACAAGGAAAAUGAAGAGGACGACGAGGAAAACGAUGGGAAAUCUAAGCAUGAUUACAACGAAGAUGUUAAAGAGAAAAAAUUCUGGGAUGAGAAAGGAGAGGACGACAGUGACAAUAAAGAGGAAGAAGAGAAAAGCGUUCAGUACGAUAAGAAAAAAAGUAGCUCUAAGAUCAGCUCUCAUGGAUACAGUAGCACCAGCUACGACCAGGGCCACCCACCCCACUACAGCGGGUACGAAUACCAACGAAUGGUCAGCGACUUGCCACCACAGCCUCAACAUUACUACCACCACCUUCAGUCCACGCCCUUCCUUCUGCCUUACCACCAGCAGUACCCGAGCCCGCCACACCCACAAACGGCUACCUACGUGCUACCCCCACCCAAGUUUCUAAUGCACACACAGCCGGAAGCUGGCCCCGUUACCAUAGGGAACAACGCCAAGUCACCGCCGUGGUACCACAACAGCUACCUCUACAACAAACUGAUGCAGCUGCCAGCGUACGGCGGGCACUACUUUACCCCAUACGUCGUCAACACGGACGGGACCUACGACGUGGUCAAGGUGGACAUGACCCCUCAGGAGUUCGACCGACUCAAAGUCCAGCAGAAACCCUCACCGCAGCUGGAGAAGCCGCCGGCCGAUGAUGACCAGUGGCGAGAGACGGAUUUAUUCAGGGCUGGCUAUGGUUACAAAAUUAUAUACCACAAGUAACAACGUCACAACCAUUUACAAGUGUUCUUCUUUGUACAAUAAUCUUCGAACAAAGCGUCACAAAGCUUUGGUGAACAUCAGGUGUGUCCAAUUGGCGUAUUGCUGCUCUGACCAAAGUUGUACGGUAAAAUCUAAAAGGGAGUUUUUAGGGGAAAUGUUAGAUGGUCGAUUGAUGUACAUGAAAUCACAAAAGUGUAUAUGGGAGUUGGUAGUAAAGGGUAGAAAAGAAUUUUCAACUUAUUUUCAUCUGGCAAUGUGCUCUUUACAAUUAGUCUUGACAAUGAAAUAAUAAAUCAGAUGGAUGUGUAAUGUUAAGAAAGUUAACCUUUCUUUCUUAGCUCCAUUUUUUUAAUGAUAAAUUUAUUUCCUCUAAGAUAAAGGAGUAGAACCCUCGAACUGUGCAUUAAAUGCAGGCUUUUCUGCGUGGCCCUUAAAUAGUACAAAGAAGUAAAGAAAAUUAUUUUAAAUAAUUAUCUAUCUCUGAAACCUUCCUUACCUCAGCUUGAUGGGCGUAAUAGCUUGACCUAACUCUCGGAUUUUUUCUUAAACGCUGGUCAAGAUGUAUUUGUAACAAUAAAGUUUGCAAUUCAAUUUUAGAUGACGCUUUUGGUUUCCUCAAAAUACUGUACUGAAAUGAUCAAUAAGCCAGUUGGUCAGCAAAUAUUGAUCAAUCGACGGUUAUUUUGAUGUUAAGUUUCGCGUCAUUCCAGCUCGACUCACCUGGUGUACACCAAUGGUGUUUGUUGGCUUCUUGUUUUAAACGCAUAUGUUCAAGCGGCAAGAAAUUGCUAGUUUCUAUAACAAGUUUAUUGUGUUGUAGUUGCUUGUUGUGUUGACUUUUGUUUCGUACGCUGUUUAAUCUCCAACAUAAAGUUAGUUCAUGAAAUAUGUAGGCCAUACGUUGGUGGUUGUUGUUGUUGUUGUUGUUGUUGUUGUUGUUGUUGUAGAUGUUGUUGUUGUUGUUGUUGUUGUUGUUGUUGUUGUUGUUGUUGUUGUUGUUGUUGUUGUAGUUGCUUGUUGUGUUGACUUUUGUUUCGUACGUUGUUUAAUCUCCAACAUAAAGUUAGUUCAUGAAAUAUGUAGGCCAUACGUUGGUGGUUGUUGUUGUUGUUGUUGUAGAUGUUGCUUCUGUUUAUUUCAGCCCCUUUUUAUUUGAUUUGAAGAAUUACGUAAAUAGCUAACUUAAAUUAAGUUAAAUAGUAAAAUAAUGUAGCGUUCGUAGAAUCACGCUUUACUAAUGUGUUCUCUCAAUUUCAAAUACACGAGAUGUUAAUGAAUUCUAUAAAUAAACAUUCAAUAAUAUAAAUUUGAACUCAAAUAUUUUUUAUAUACGUAAUUAUUAACCCAAAACAUAUGUACAAAACGAGAAUCUAUAUUAAUCUAAACUCUCUAAAAUGAGUAUUAGUAUAAACUCUCUAAAAUGUAUAUUAAUGUAAACUCUCUAAAAUGAGUAUUAGUAUAAACUCUCUAAAAUGUUAAUUAAAAUAAAAUCUCUAAAACUCUGAAACAGGAUCAAUAGAAUAGUGAUUCAUAAGAGCAAUGCUUUAUGCAUAUUUAUUGUAUUGUAAUAUUUAUACCUUUAUUGUAAUAUUUUGCAAGAUAUGUAUCUUAUAAAAUAAACCAUUUCAGAAAUUUACUGUGGCGACUCGAGAAUGAUAAAUAUUCUGUUCAUACGGAGCUUUGGCUCUGUGCAUCUUCUGUAGUCUUUUUGUCAGGCUAAUUUGGAGGACAUUAUUGCGUCUCUUGUGUGACAUUAGUAUCUUUCAAUAGUAAAGUUUAUAUAAGUAGUAAGUUGUUUAAUGGUAUUAUUAGCUUAACCAACAUUUUGUUGUUUCUAGGUGUCUUCAAUAAAAACAAUUCAAUCCUUUUUAGAGGUACUUUGAUCAAUCCACAAUUGCUUGUUUUUAAAAAAACAAAUUCUCUAAAAGAAUGUGAUUGUUAAAAGGGAAAACUGUUGAUAAAAAUGAAUCAAUUUGAAUAUCUUUGAAGACAAUUUUACCUAAAUUCAAACUGUAUGUUUAACAUCAAACAAUUGUACCAACACUGCAAGACGAGAUAUUUCAGAUUUAAUUUGUAAAGACUAUAAUACAAAAAUAAUCCUAAUAUUGGCAGAUACUUUUCACUUUGAUUAAACGUGAAAAGCCAUGUUCAUUGCGCUAGAAAAUCGUUCAAAAAAGAAAUAACAAUUUAAAAAAUACACAACAAAAAAAAAUAAUAAAGAGAAAACAAUGCUAUAAUAGUCUCACUCCUACAACAAAUGAAACAAACAAUAAUAAAGAGACUAGUUUGUCAAGAUAUAUUUUUCGUUUAAGUUGUUAAAAAACGUUGAUUAAAACGAUUCUCUUGGACAUUUUAUAGGAUUCUUUUUUAAAGGAGAUGUCAUAAACAAUUCAUCCAGG